Chenopodium quinoa (quinoa) is the source of this 2172-nucleotide messenger RNA. RefSeq lists its product as uncharacterized. The coding region runs from base 1 to 2172 and encodes 723 amino acids. Lineage: Eukaryota; Viridiplantae; Streptophyta; Magnoliopsida; Caryophyllales; Amaranthaceae. The record is from RefSeq and is a predicted model, not a curated record. The transcript has 2 exons.
AUGCACAGGAGGCUUAAUAGCUCUAGGCCUUUGGUGUCCAUAGACCACGAGCUAGAGCAUACUCUAACCCAAUUGAGGAGACAAGCAAGGGAGAGAGGUGAAGACCCACUUCAAGAGGAAGUGAGAAGUUCCCCUACCCCAUCUUCACCCAAUUCAAGCGAGGAGAGUGAAUCACCCACAGGCUCAAAUCCCAACCCAUUUGCCAAUAACCAUAAUCAACAAAGUAUGGGUGAUCAAGGAAACGUGGGUGAUCAAAGGUCACUAAAGCAACUUGGAGCACUCGAUCCAUAUACCUCUCAAAGUGGGAUCCUAGCUCCUACUACCCAAGCAAACAAUUUUGAAAUCAAGCCUAACUUCAUCUCCUUGAUAGAAAAAAGGCAAUUCACGGGUGGUAAGUUUGAGAACCCACAUGAGCAUUUUAAAGAAUUUCUCAAGUAUUGUGACACUAUCAAGAUCAACGGAGUAACCCAAGAGUACAUUCAAUUGAAGAUGUUUCCAUUCUCUCUUAUAGGAGUAGCCGAGCAUUGGUUGAAUAAUGACGUGCCUCCCGGUUCUCUCACAACAUGGAAUGAGGUUACUACGGCAUUUUUGGCAAGGUUCUAUAAUCAUAAGAAGAUUGUCGAGGCUCGUUCUAAAAUUCAAAGCUUUCGCCAAAGGGGAGGUGAGUCUCUAUGUGAGGCUUGGGAAAGGUACAAGGAACUCCAAAGACAAUGCCCUCAUCAUGGCAUUCCCAACUACCAAAUUCUUCAAACUUUCUAUGGAGGCCUUUCACCCCAAAGCAAGACAAGUUUAGAUGCCGGGGCCGGUGGCCCUAUUAUGAGCAAGAGAGAGGACGAAGUUGAAAGCAUAAUAGAAGAUGUGGUCCGGAAUUAUGAGGAUUGGUAUGAAGGUGAGAGAGAAGCCACUUCAAGCAAAGGAACGGUGCAAUCCAUCGAGCAAACCAAUGCCAUCACAAAUCUUUCCAACCAAAUGGCAAAGAUGGCGAAACAAAUGGAGGAGCUCAUGAAAUCAAGCACUCAAAAUACUUCCUCUCCUUCUACCAAGAGAGGCCAUGGUAUGAAUCCUUCUACUUCUUCUCCCUCUAAUUACAAUGCUAUGCCUCCCGGUUGUAUGUUUUGUGAUAUAUGUGGAAACUAUGACCAUAAUUCCGAACAAUGCAUGUCCAUUAAUGAAUAUCAAAGCCCUUCCCAAGAAAAUGAUGAUGAUAAUGUUGAAGAUGUUAAUGCUAUGAAUUUUGUCCCCCGUGAGGGAAAUGUUGGAAUGCGGCCAAAUUGGAAUCAAAACCAAAACCGCGGUUGGAAGCAAAAUCAAGGUUGGAAUCAAAAUCAAUGGAAUCAAAGUGGUGGUAGUUAUGAUAACCAAGGCCAAGCUUUCAUCAAGAAUCAAGAGAGCUACAACAAGAGUCAAGAGGAGGAAAAGAAACAAAUUAAGGCACACAUGAAAAUGCUUGAGACCCAAAUCUCCCAAAUUGCCCAACUAAGUUCUUCAUCCUCCCCUUCUUCCUCUUCUUCUUUACCUAGCCAAGGUGUCAACCCCAAAUCUAUGUAUGCCAUUACCACUAGAAGUGGGAAGAUCCUUGAGAGUGAUUUAAAUGUAGAGAAGAGUUCCGAUAAAGGGAUAGGACUUGAGGUUGAGGAUGAGUCAUCAAGAGAGGGUGAGGUUCUAGAAGGAAGUGCCGAAAAGCAUGAGAGGGGUGAGAGAGAAAAAGAGAAGGAACCCGAAAAGGAGAGCACCAAAGAGCAAACACCUUUACCCCUUAAUCUCCAACCUAGGAAUGAGAGGUUGCCUUUUCCCCAAAGAUUUGCUAGGUCUAAGCUUGAUACCCAAUUCGGAAAGUUUUUAGAAGUAGUUAAAGGCUUGCAUAUUUCUAUACCCUUUGUGGAUGCUAUGAAGGAGAUGCCUCACUACUCUAAAUUUCUAAAAGACCUUUUGAAUGGAAAGAGAGGAGUUGAGACCGUUAAUCUAACCGCAAAUUGUAGUGCCAUUCUCUCUAGUAAGCUACCAACCAAAUUGCAAGACCCCGGUAGUUUUUCCAUUCCUUGUUCUAUCAAUGAGAUCCAUUUGGGGAAGGCUUUGUGUGACCUAGGUGCUAGUGUGAGUUUAAUGUCUUCUCGGUCUACCAAAAGCUCAAUGUGGGAAGCCUUUCACCUACAAACAUCACUCUCUAACUAG